This is a messenger RNA of Camelus dromedarius (Arabian camel), 870 nucleotides long. Its product is annotated as olfactory receptor 51I2-like. Gene Ontology annotation, molecular function: olfactory receptor activity; G protein-coupled receptor activity. The record is from RefSeq and is a predicted model, not a curated record. Gene Ontology annotation, cellular component: plasma membrane. Lineage: Eukaryota; Metazoa; Chordata; Mammalia; Artiodactyla; Camelidae. Gene Ontology annotation, biological process: G protein-coupled receptor signaling pathway.
AUGGGAAUAGAGCAAGAGGUGUCCACUGGGACCCUACCGCAAGGAGCCUGUUCCCAACAGGGUUUAGCUGGGAGAUAUCACAGCUUGCCACAGCCCCUCCACCGCUCAGAGCCUGAGAGGCAGCUUCUGCGCAACGCGAUGUGUCUUUUGCAAUUUGCUUUGGCUUGUCUGCACCAUAAUUUAUCAGCUGCCCUCUGCUUCCAUGCCCAAGUGAUUGCCUUUAAUGCCUGCUUGGCCCAAAUGUUUUUCAUCCACCUCUUUGCUCGGACAGGGUCUGGCAUCCUUCUGGCUAUGACCUUCGAUCGCUAUGUGGCCAUCUGCAACCCACUGCGCUAUGCCUCCGUGCUCACUAACGCCCGCGUCGUGGUGAUGGGCCUGAGUGCUGUCCUCCGACGCUUUGCUCUCACCCUGGUCUUACCACUGCUGCUCAGACUGCCCUUCUGUCACCCCCAGAACAUUCUCUCCCACGCCUACUGUCUUCAUGCAGUUAUGAUUAGGCUGGUAUGCUCUGAUGUCUCCCUUAAUAGCCACUAUGGGUCGUCCGUUGUGCUAUUCACCUUCGGCCUGGACUCUGCACUCAGUUUCAUCUUCUAUGUGUUCAUCUUUCAAUCAGUGCUAGCCAUCGCCUCCCGAGGGGAGUGCCUCAAGACACUCAAUACGUGUGUGUCCCAUAUCCUAGCUGUGCUCAUCUUCCAAGUGCCUAUGGUGAGUGUGUCCCUUGUGCAUCGCUUUGGAGCUGGCCUGCCCCAUGCUGUCCAUAUCCUCAUGUCUAUAAUCUACCUCUUUGUGCCUCCCAUGCUCAACCCUAUUAUCUAUUCCAUUAAGACAAAGGAGAUCUGCCGCAGUGUGGGGAGCCAACUCAUGACCUGA